Molecule: messenger RNA, 2661 nt
Organism: Ceratitis capitata (Mediterranean fruit fly)
Lineage: Eukaryota; Metazoa; Arthropoda; Insecta; Diptera; Tephritidae
Gene: mus302
Product: E3 ubiquitin-protein ligase RFWD3
Exons: 3
Coding region: 192-2279 (695 amino acids)
Biological process (GO): protein ubiquitination; interstrand cross-link repair
Cellular component (GO): nucleus
Molecular function (GO): ubiquitin protein ligase activity; protein binding
Source: RefSeq, a predicted model, not a curated record
ACCGAUUUCGGUACACUCGAUAUUUUUUUCGAACAGAAAGUACAACACUGUGCUGGCACUACCGCUGCUUUUGAAUCAAAAUCCUGAAACAUUUUUGUUUUGUUAUAAUUUUCUCCUUAUAAGUCUACGCAAAUGAGAAAAUAGCUCUUUUAUAUUUUUGUUUAAAUUAGCAGUGUCUUUUAAAAAGAGGCAUGCAAAGUUCAAGGUCAUUCAGUGAAUUGCAAGGAGAUCAUAAUUACGUAGCAACGCUUAACUUGCGUCGAACUCGCUCCACUUCCAGUGAUGACUCCAGUAUUGAAUUCAAUAAUCCGUCUAGGCGGAGAGCACGACGAACACGAGGCCGCUUAGGAGAUACUGAUCAUGAUUAUAUUGGUCUACGAGCUUUAAGUGAAGAAGAUGGAGAUGUCGACGCUGAAGCUGAAGCUCAUGUCGAUCAUAAUAAUGAAAAUAUUGAGGAAGCGCAUGUAGACUAUGAUGGAGAGGGAAAUAAUGCUAAUGAAAAUGACGCAGAUGAAGAAUCUGUUAAUAAUACUGCAGAGGAAGCACGAGAAAUCCUUAGAGCCGAAUUGGCACAGGGUCCACAGUUGGGUGUUGAAAGACAAGAAAAUGCUGAGCCAACGCCACCUGAUCCAGCCUUAGCAGAAAACAACGAUGGAGCGGCCUCAGCUGUCUUCACCGUGCCCAACAACCAAGCAUCAACAGUGGAUUUAGUAUCACCGUCACCACCUAAAAAGCGCAAGAGACAUAGUUUAGGUACCCCAAAGUCAAACACGCCACGAAUAAAAACAAAAAGUGGCAGCGGUGAUGAAGGUGACGAGGAAGAUGAGGGCAUGAUAUGCCCUAUUUGCCUCGAUAACUGGGAAAUGUCUGGUGAACAUCGUCUGGUGUCCCUUCGUUGCGGACAUCUCUUUGGUGAUUCAUGUAUACGCCGCUGGUUGGCUGAGAGUGCACGGCAGUCGGGCAUUAAGGCGUGUCCCCAAUGCAAAGCAAAAGCUACAAAUCGUGAUAUACGCUGUUUAUAUGCCAAACGGUUAAGAGCCAUUGAUCGUAGCGAAGAACAUCGUCUACGUGAUCAGUUGGAAGAGGAGCGUAGACGCGCACAGUCACUGCAGACUGAAGUAGCGGCGUUAAAAAUAACACACAAAAUGGUUACAGUGGAAAUGCAAACGCUCCAGGCCGAGAAUGAUCGCUUGAAGCAAAUGUUACGCGAUGGUAAUAAUUUCUCCUACAAUACUGGCGCUUCGGAUGCCUAUAAAUUGUCCACAGCACAGAUGCACCGACUUUACCUCGAACAUACUAUUGAAUUGACACGUGAGCCGGGUUGUCGUGUACUAAUACAUGCCGAUCAACAUUCGUCAAUUUUGGCAUCACAGAAAAGUGCACAAGGUCUUUUUCCUGGUUAUGGCGUGCGCUUCAUCGAUGUGCCUACGUUACGUACCUCAACAUUCCUACACGCUUCAUCGAAGUUAUUGAGAGACAUUUGCUUGAGCGCUGAUCAACAACAGCUCGCUGUGGCGAGUAUGGAGACUCGUUCAAAGCUGUUCGAUUUACGCACUCGCCAAGUGGUUUCCAUUUUCGAACCAUGUGAGAAAACGCUGUGGGCCUGUGCAAUAGAUCGCAAAGAACGAGAUAAUAUACUUUAUCUAGGUGGCUCCAAUGGCAGCACGUAUACCUACGAUAUGCGUUUCUCCGAGAAUAUUUUGGAGGAAUACAAAGCGGAAGGUGAUAUGAGCACUGUGAUUAAUGUGGCUUGCGUAUAUCCGUGUAAUAAUUUCCCGCACGGGGGUUUUCUCGUCUGCAAACUACAAUCGCUGUGGUUUUAUGAAUACACGAGUGCCGACAGUAUAACUAUACCUACGCGACUCAAUCUAGAGGGCCCCUUCAGUUCAAUGCAAUUCGAUGCUGCAAACGAAACACUUCUGGUAUCUGCGCGUUGCAGCGUACGCCAUCCACAAUCGCGUUACAUUGUUGGACGUUUGGAGAAGUUGGAUGGUACAACUGUGCUCAAUAUAAAGGUGACCUUCCAUGGUUCCAAAGCUACACCAGUAAUGACUCGUUGUACUCAAGUUGCGGUUGAAGCGAACACGCUGGUAGCCGGCUACAUACAAGAUAUUAAACAGCUGGCAUUGUAUGAUGUGUGUAGGGAAAAGCGCAUUCAAACUAUGCCUGCGCAGGAAGUACUCUACGACAUGUGCCCCGUUUAUACCAGCAAGUCCACAUAUCUGGCCGGACUCUCGGAAACUAAAUGUCGUAUUUACAAGCUGACUUCAACGACCUGAUAGUGUAUCGACGAUAAGUAGUCCUUAAUUAGUUUAGCAUACAAUUGAUAUUUAAUCUUAUUUAGGUGUUCUGUACUUUUAUCAUGCCAAUUUAUUUCAUUUUAGAUAUUUGUUUUAUUAUUUGGCAUAUAAAUAUCGCAAAUAUUUAACCAAAAUUUUCCUUAAAAAUAUUCAUAUUCACCGACAUACUUACAUGUGCUGAACGCAUUGACUCACUAUAUACCCUUCAUACUCGUGGCAGUCGGUGCAGCGACGAAAUGAUAUUUGUAAUCAUUAUGUUUAUAUAAGGCUAAAGCGAAGAAAGUCAUGUACGUGUACUUCAAAAACGAUCUUCUUCAAAAUGGUAAUAAAAUUUUGCUCUGACUGAAUGUUAAUAUAAAAA